AUGGAUGUCCUCGAUGGCUCAGCGUGGGCCGCCACAAGCUGUACUUGGCUCCACACUGCACGAGGUGUUACCGCCGGUUGGGUCGAGGCUCGUUUGGCACGCAAGGACCAAGAUUCCCAGGUAGCCUCACCACUGCCCGACUUGUCAGCAGAGCUGCGGAAGAAGCAUCCGGACUGGAGGCUUCUACGUCUAGUUCUGCAUGAUGACGGACCUGAGCCUCUUGGAGCGAAGCGCUUCCCGGUGAAUUUCUUCUCUGUGGAGCCGCGGCCACUUCUCUACGAAAGCCAGGAGGUUUCCGUGUCCUUAGCGACCGAAGAAGAUCGAAGUGCGUGGCAGCACCUCUACGUGGAGUACCGGGCAUCUCAGAUUCCACCGGGAACAAUGCCCUACGAAUCUGACGAGGUUGCUGCUGAUGCUGUGUGGGGAAUGAGCUUGCGUGGGCGGAAGCUUGAUGCAGGGACGGCCGACAUCUUGAUAGCCCGUGGUCAAGACGGCACCGUGUUGGGGGCGGCGACGGUGGCUCGGCUACCAGCUUUGGACGGUGCAGGUGCCGGUGCGCCGCGUGGCUUCCUGGGUGACCUUUUCGUCUCGCCCAAGGCCCACGGUAAAGGUGUCGGACGGGCUCUCAUGGCACAGGUCAUGGCAACGUGCAAGGAUGCGGGUUUCUCGCAGCUGUGCUGGUAUUGCAUCCAGAGCAACGAGAAAGCCAUGUCAUUCUACCGUAACCUUGGCUUCGUGCCGACGGCUGCUACUGUCUGGCAGUAUCCGGAUGAUGCGCCAAGUGCACCAAGCUGA
Messenger RNA from Symbiodinium sp. CCMP2592, 795 nucleotides. The record is from the annotation of a GenBank genome assembly. Lineage: Eukaryota; Dinophyceae; Suessiales; Symbiodiniaceae.